This is a messenger RNA of Gracilinanus agilis (Agile Gracile Mouse Opossum), 2604 nucleotides long. RefSeq names its product CCR4-NOT transcription complex subunit 9 (gene CNOT9). Gene Ontology annotation, biological process: mRNA catabolic process; negative regulation of translation. Gene Ontology annotation, cellular component: CCR4-NOT core complex; CCR4-NOT complex; P-body. The transcript is spliced from 5 exons. The coding region runs from base 1 to 477 and encodes 158 amino acids. NCBI's taxonomy places the organism in Eukaryota, Metazoa, Chordata, Mammalia, Didelphimorphia, Didelphidae. The record is from RefSeq and is a predicted model, not a curated record.
AUGUUCUGGGCCCUGGUCAAAACAGAUGAACAAGAAGUAAUCAACUUCUUAUUGACUACAGAAAUUAUCCCUUUAUGUUUGCGCAUUAUGGAAUCUGGAAGUGAACUUUCCAAAACGGUUGCCACAUUCAUACUUCAGAAGAUUCUCCUGGAUGACACUGGACUGGCCUAUAUAUGUCAGACAUAUGAGCGGUUCUCCCAUGUCGCCAUGAUCUUGGGUAAGAUGGUCCUACAACUGUCCAAGGAACCUUCUGCCCGUCUGCUGAAGCACGUAGUCAGAUGUUACCUUCGCCUUUCAGACAACCCCAGGGCACGUGAAGCACUCAGACAAUGUCUGCCUGACCAGCUGAAAGAUACCACCUUUGCCCAGGUGCUCAAAGAUGACACCACCACCAAGCGCUGGCUCGCACAGCUGGUGAAGAACCUGCAGGAAGGCCAGGUCACUGACCCCCGUGGCAUCCCCCUGCCCCCUCAGUGACCUUCCCUGUUCCCUCCCGCUGCCCCCCAGCCUGGGGAAAGGGAGGGAGAACCAUCGAGGAAAGCAGCUCAGGUUUUACCGCUGACCUCAACGCCAAACCGCACUGGAGAAAAGGGACAAACCCCACUGAGGCAUUCGGGUGCCAUCCUGGACCACCCGGAAGACCUGGCCUCGUUCCACUGCUCCAAGGAAUGGGUUCUCCUCCCAGCACCCCUCCCAGCCUGGGGGGUUGCGACACCAGCAGAUGCAGUAAUACAGCAUGCCCAAGACAACCCCCCCUCCCCUACAUUCUCCUGUUCUCUAACAGGGAGGGGAAACAGGAACAGCAGCUGCACCAUAGGGCAUGGUGGAUGCCUGGGACCAAGCCAUGUGGCAUUUCCCAUUUUUGCCUUCCUGUAAGACUCGAGACAUGUCUCUUCAUUCUCUCUCAGUGGUGUUUUUUUUGUUCUUUUUUCCCUCAAGGAGAGAGGUGUAAAUAGUGAACACAGACUGAGAUGUUCAGCAAAACCUUGUCACUUGGCAUUGUUUACAAGUCUUAGCUACACAAGCUAAAUUUAAAAGCUGGUCCAGGCAUUAAUUACAUCCCCUUUGGCAAGCCAGUCAUAAGCUGCUUUGAGCCAUUUAGAGAUGGGGGAACAGUGGGAGGGGGCGAAAAACUAGGGAAAAGCCAGAGGACAGUAGAAGCCCACCACCAUUAUUGCUCCCUAACCCUAAACUGAGUGCUGCUGCCUGCCCAUCCCCCCUUCCCACUGCUUCCCCCAUUACAAGGAACUUUGCCUCCAGUGAUAGGCCUUGUUUCUGGCUUUAGCUGCUGCCUCUCCUCACAUCCCUCUCUGUUCCCCUCCUUUAAGAGAUUGUCCUAUAAGUGAAGGGUGUGGAGACACUCCUGGCCCAUGUUCUCAAGGUUUUCCUGGAAUUUUCCCAUGGAAAGAGGGUGAGGAUGGAGAUGGAGGGGCCAGUCCCAGAACCCCAACCUUGGCUCUAGGGUCCAUUUCUGUAGCUCCUGUUGCCUCACCAUUCUACUUGAAUCAGUAUUAGCUAGCUGAGUCAGCUUUAUACAUAUAUCAAGGGCAGGGCCCCAUGUGCUUGAUUCUUUGUCCCCCUUGGCAUAUUCCCUUUUUGUCUGGGAAUUACAGGGUUGCCAUUAAAAGAUUAUUUUCCUAUUCAUACAGUGGAAAAAACAAAAAACAAAACAAAACAAAACAAAAAAAAAAACCCUUUCCCUCUCUGCCUCUUGUGCCCAGGUGGCCAUGCUUCCACUUUGGUGGUAAGUUUGAAGCCUAAUGUCCAGACAGGUGAAGGGCCCCCUCCGUUUUUCUGUCCAACAUAGGGUUGAUAAUAUUCUCAACCCUAAAGAGGGAGGGACUACAGUUCUUUUUCCCAUUUGAGAUAGCUUAAAGUAUCCAAACAGGUUUUGGGGGGGUGGAAGAAUCACAAGGGCCAGGCUCACAAAGUGUUUCAGAGGCAAUUUUGCCAACCUAAGGGCUCUUUAAGGCCGACUUUCACAAAGGGAGCCGGCCUCAUUGGUUGGCCUCUGCCUCUUCAGAACCAAGAUGGCUACCACUGUCAGUUUUGUAGGUUGGUUAGACAUUAUGCUGGAUCCAAGACUGGAUUCUGUAUUCUCACCAAUGAAGCUCCCUUCCAGAAGGGAGAGAAAGAAGCCUGCUGUGUAUAAUCCAAGCCCAAGGAAAAAAAAUGAUUGGAGAAAGCCAAAGGCAUCAUGUGCUCCAUGAACUGCCUGACUCCAUUUGGCCUGUCAUCUACAAAGAGAGGAGGCCCAUGAGGGGAACCCUGAUCCCUGCCAACUUUACUCUUGCUGAGCCAAAGGUUUUCCACUCCCCCUCUGCUGGGGAAGCAAUUGAAGCCCAGGGCUUCCUUCCUGGGAAAUUGUCUUCUCUCCUGUCUUUUGGUGCAUUGGCCAUGUUACUGUGCCAAUAGUGUCUUAACUCUUGCCCCAUUUUCCCUCCCCAACCAGCCUUGGACCCCAUAUAGGAGGCAGGGAAAAGAUGGGUAUUAUUCCUUGCAAGUUGGUUUUGAUUUCAUGUAUGUAAAGAAUAUCCCAUUUUGUGUUGUUUUUUUUUUCAUCCCAAUAGGAUUGAAAUAAACCAUGCUUCUGUUUUGUAAUAA